AGAGAACUUUUUCAUCGAUUCUAAAAUCCCUAUGCAAGCAUCAGUCGUGUGAGAUAUAUUGGCACUCUAAAUAUUGAUAAUGAAGAGCAUUUCUUGUGGAUAGAAAUAUCGGUCAUUGAAAGAAUAAAAACAUCAACAAAAAUAUCGGCAUGUACCUAUAUUUUAAACCAUGAUCCUACGUUCAACUUUCUUGUAAUCCCUAAUCAGAUAUCGAGGGCUAUUUCGGUAACUUCAGGGGACCAUUUUGAAACAGAGAAAAAGAAGGGAAUGUGGGCUAUAUCGUGGGGGAGGAAAGUGCGAGUAACCGCCUUAACCGUCACUAUUAACAGAGACACUUGCAGAAACUCAGACAAAUUGCAAAAGCUUUUACAUGCAAAACGACUGGAAAAGAAAAAACCAAGGUGUUUGUUCGAGUGGGAGAGAGAAGAGAGCAAACUUGAAUGGAAGGCAAAAGGGAAGAAGGUAUAAGAAAAGGACCAUGGAAAGCAGAGGAGGAUGAAGUGCUUCUCAACCAUGUGAAGAAAUGUGGCCCUAGAGACUGGAGCUCCAUUCGAUCCAAAGGCCUCUUGCAGCGUACCGGAAAGUCCUGCCGUCUCCGUUGGGUUAAUAAGCUUCGACCCAACUUGAAGAAUGGGUGCAAAUUUUCACUAGAGGAGGAGAGGGUGGUAAUAGAGUUGCAAGCGCAAUUUGGGAACAAAUGGGCAAAAAUAGCAACACAUUUGCCUGGAAGAACUGACAAUGAUGUCAAGAACUUUUGGAGUAGCAGGCAGAAGAGACUGGCUAGGAUUCUGCAGACAUCUACAGCAGCAAUCACACCCUCCAAAUCACACAAAAACAGAAGGGAAAUAUCUGUUUACCAUGAUGAGGUUCCUACCUUGGAGGAGUCAGAGUAUAGAGACAAUGCAAAGCACUUUUUUUUCAAAGAGAUUCCAAAGUUCAGUUGUUCAUCAGAGGGAGAAUCAUCAUCUCAGGCUGCAUCAUGCUCAUCACCUUGCAUUGGGAACUCUGAUGCAAUCCAAAUGGUGCCACUCCCAGAUCUUCUUGACUCCAAGUUGCUUGGUUUCGAAGCAAACCCCGUCCAGCAGGAGCUCGCUCUACCUGAGAAUAAUCUAUGGAUUGAAUCCCAACCUCUAAUCCCUUUCCUAGAGAACCCACAACCCCAAACAGACCUCGAAUUCUCAUCUGACACCCAAGAACUCCUGAAACUAGACUUUGACAUGUUCACAUCUCUGGAUGCUGAACUUAGCAAACAACUCGACGUCGAGCCACCGUUUCUUGAGCCAGUAGGAAGCUGUGGAAAUGUUGAAGGGGAAAAGAUUGACAACCCAAUAACCCCGGACUGCGUCUUCGAUGACUUUCCAGCCGACAUGUUUGAUCAAAUUGAGCCGCUGCCAAAUGGCUCAAAUCCAUCUGAUGAUUGAUCGACAAUAACAUUCUAACUUUUAGUGCGCAUGUGGAAAUUGGAGACUGACUGAGUAAAUGUUUCUUUAGCUUGAUAUAUCUACAAGCUUCUACUGGCAUUGUAAUUCUUGUUACUGCCAUUCUCUGUAAUAGACACUGAACUAUUUAUUAAAGUUGACCUAGCUGCCUUUUGUUUGUUGCUCUAAUAUCAUAGUAAACACGAGGUAA
This is a messenger RNA of Rosa chinensis, 1629 nucleotides long. RefSeq names its product transcription factor DUO1. The coding region runs from base 441 to 1421 and encodes 326 amino acids. The record is from RefSeq and is a predicted model, not a curated record. NCBI's taxonomy places the organism in Eukaryota, Viridiplantae, Streptophyta, Magnoliopsida, Rosales, Rosaceae. The transcript is spliced from 4 exons.